Molecule: messenger RNA, 591 nt
Organism: Physeter macrocephalus (sperm whale)
Lineage: Eukaryota; Metazoa; Chordata; Mammalia; Artiodactyla; Physeteridae
Gene: CLEC3A
Product: C-type lectin domain family 3 member A
Exons: 3
Coding region: 1-591 (196 amino acids)
Biological process (GO): ossification
Source: RefSeq, a predicted model, not a curated record
AUGGCAAAGAAUAGACUUGUAAUUUACAUCCUGGUUAUCACCUUACUCCUGGACCAGAUCACCAGCCACACGUCCAUGUUUAAAGCCAGGAGGCACAGUAAACGCCGAGCGAAAGAAAAGGAUGGAGACCUGAAGACUCAAGUGGAAAAGCUCUGGAGAGAAGUCAAUGCCCUGAAGGAAAUGCAAGCCCUGCAGACAGUCUGUCUCCGAGGCACAAAAUUUCACAAGAAGUGCUACCUUGCUUUGGAAGGCCUGAAGCACUUCCACGAAGCCAACGAAGACUGCAUUUCCAAGGGAGGGACGCUGGUUGUCCCCAGAAGCUCCGAUGAAAUCAAUGCCGUCCGAGACUACGGUAAAAGGAGCCUGCCGGGGGUCAAUGACUUUUGGCUGGGCAUCAACGACAUGGUCACAGAAGGCAAGUUUGUCGAUAUCAAUGGAGUCGCCAUCUCCUUCCUCAACUGGGACCAUGCACAGCCUAAUGGUGGCAAGCGGGAAAACUGUGUCCUCUUCUCUCAGUCAGCUCAGGGCAAAUGGAGUGACGAGGUCUGUCGUAGCAGCAAGAGGUACAUAUGUGAGUUCACCAUCCCCUAA